GGACACAAACAGGAAAUACGUAAAACUCAAGCUCUCACAGAAGCCUCAGUGGCUCUAUUUUCUAGCUAGCAUUAAAACGGUCGUUCCUCCACCGUUAGGCGUUAAAGGACAAAUUUCUCCAGUACCAUUUCUUGUUGGACUGAAACGGCGAGUUUUUCAAGAUGGGGGGCGGUGAUCUUAACCUGAAAAAGAGCUGGCAUCCCCAGACUAUGAAAAACAUUGAACGUGUGUGGAAAGCUGAGCAGAAAUAUGAGGCUGAACGCAAGAAGAUUGAGGAGCUCCAGAAAGAGCUGAAAGAGGAACGGGCCCGAGAAGAAAUGACCAGAUUUGCAGAGGACACUGGUGCCAUCAAAAAGAAGGAUGAUCGCCUGGACUGGAUGUACCAGGGCCCCGCUGGUCAGGUGUCCAGAGAUGAAUAUCUGCUAGGACGUCCCAUUGACAAGCAGAUCACCGACCAAUACGAGGAGCCAGAGAGCGGUCCAUCAGCUGAGACCGGCCUCCUGCCAGGCUCCAUCUUCAACCCCGCCACUCCUGCCUCCAACCUUGACCUGGCCGCCAAGAUCAGGGAAGACCCCCUCUUUGAAAUCAGGAAACGUGAGGAAGAAAAGAAGAGGGAAGUCUUGACUAAUCCAGUGAAGAUGAAGAAGAUCAAAGAAAUGCUGCGCCAGAAUCUCGACAAGAAAGACAAGAAAAAGAAGAGGAAGAAGGACAAAAAGGAGAAGAAAGGAGACAAAGAGAGGAGAAAGGAGAAAAAGCACAAGAGAAGAAGUUCAAGUUUGAGCUUAGACGAGGAAUAUGAGAAAAAACACAGGUCACAUUCACGAGAUGACUCCUCAGCAGACACCAAGUCUCGUUCCCAUCAUUUUCCAGGCUACGGCCUACAGCUCACUGCUGGCAGACAUCACCAGUCCUCAGCUCCCUCCAGUCACUCGGGGCGCCAUGAGAGGAGCCACUCCCGAUCACCUCAGAGGAACUACAGGGACAGUCAGUCUUCCUCCUCUUCCUCACACAGAGGCGACAGGAAUAUCAAGCCCAAAGCCUCCAGCCCCCAGAGAGAGCGUUACCACAGACAGAGGAGCCAUGUGUCCAAGAAGCUCUCUGCAGAAGACCUGGAGCGAAAGAGGCGGGAGAUGAUGGAUGGGGCCAAGCAGAGGGAGGAGGACAGGGAGAAUAAUGUGAAGCGAUACAAGAGGCAAGACGAGCAGGAAAGGCAGCAGGAACAAAAUGCCAAGCAUGUCCGCCAUGCUGGCUUCAUCCAUGACAUGAAGUUGGAGAGUGCUGCCAGCUCUUCCUUAGAAGAUAGAGUGAAGAGGAAUAUCCACUCCAUCCAGAGGACGCCAGCCUCCUUGGACAACUUCAUGAAGAGAUGAAGACACAAGACAUUUACCACACAGUGUAUGAACUGAUUGAAAACAACUGGCCAGAGUAUGCCAUCCACUCCUGUAUCUGUAUCUCUAAUGUGCUGAGGCAAAGGGGUGGAUGGUAUGGUGCGAGUCUGUCAUGAAUUCAGACAG
Messenger RNA from Xiphias gladius (swordfish), 1514 nucleotides. RefSeq names its product CWC25 spliceosome associated protein homolog (gene cwc25). The record is from RefSeq and is a predicted model, not a curated record. Gene Ontology annotation, biological process: mRNA splicing, via spliceosome. Gene Ontology annotation, cellular component: U2-type spliceosomal complex. Bases 162 to 1370 code for a protein of 402 amino acids. The transcript has 9 exons. Lineage: Eukaryota; Metazoa; Chordata; Actinopteri; Istiophoriformes; Xiphiidae.